This is a messenger RNA of Coregonus clupeaformis (lake whitefish), 1118 nucleotides long. RefSeq names its product beta-1,4-galactosyltransferase 2-like. The record is from RefSeq and is a predicted model, not a curated record. The coding region runs from base 589 to 924 and encodes 111 amino acids. The transcript has 2 exons. NCBI's taxonomy places the organism in Eukaryota, Metazoa, Chordata, Actinopteri, Salmoniformes, Salmonidae.
AGCUGCAGACUGCAAGAUAUGUGCAAUGAUGAUGGGACCUAGUGUAAACUCCCUCUGGUGGGAGAAUACCCGGGAGUUUGGACCAACUGAGGCUCCGUACUGAAGAGAGCAAGAUGAACCUGCUACAGCCUCCUUUUUGCUUCAUAUCCACAGCAAACCUAACGGAUUGACAGAAUUAUGAAGAUAGAAGAUUUACUGCCCUAUAUUUGGCAUAUUGUCCUCCUUAAAUGAUCUAAAAAAAUGAGGCAUUCAGAUCUGCCAUGUCUGUUACAUGGCAAAACGUUAUUAUCAGUGUCUGCACGAAAAAUGAAAUGACCGAUUUUAUCAUCAGAAAUAAAACGCGCUCCAUGCUUUAUUACGUGCAGUUUUUGUGAGGGCUUUUAGUUAUUUUAGUUUUUUUAAAUGCCAUUUACAGAUUCCAUAUAAAACUUGGUGCAACAAAGAGAAAAUGCAUUCAUAGAAGAGCGGAGGAUUGCUUGGCACCUCAAGGUGAUAGUGUGAGCCAGUGUGCAGCAGCAGUCCAGGCCCAGGGGAGGGACCGACCGAGCGGAUGCCCCAGGCUGUGCAGCGGGGGCGGCAGGCUCGACCAUGACUCGGCUGAUGUUGGGCCGGACCCUGGAGCGCAUCUGCAAGGCUGUCCUGCUGCUCUGCCUUGUGCACUUCGUCAUCAUGAUGAUCCUCUACUUCGACGUCUACAGCCAGCGCUUUGACCAGAUCUUCAGCCGCUUCAACAACGGCCGCAACACCAGCCGCAACGGACACCACUACUACUACAACCUCAGCCGGCCCAACGCCACCUACACCAGCUACCUGGCCACCGCAGACCAGCUGCUGCCCACCGUACGACCCGAGGGAAACCACACACCGCCCACUGCCAAACCUAUACAACCUUGCCCGGAGAUACCCCCUGGUCUAGGUAGUUGAUGAUCCCCUUUUACACUAAUGACUAAUGAAAUAGUACCCCUUUUCACAUUACAAUGCCGACUCUAACUAUACUGUGCUAGCUCAGAUAUAUUUGUUUAACUUUCAAAUUUUAUUUUUUACAAUGUUCUACUGUGGUUGAUGCAUAACCAGACCAGCACAGUUAUUACAGCACAGCUCAGAUACUAUCAUCAUUA